AUGGAGGAUCGGACUGCUCCAUACAAGAUUUGCGUUUUCGGCCCUGGCGACGCCGGCUGCAUCAUCAUCCGCGAAGCUUGCCGCCUACCAGAGUUUGAAAUCGUCGGAGUUUUCGUGUUUCAAGAACAAAAGGACGGUGUUGAUGCAGGCACACUGGCCGGUAUCAACCCAAUUGAGGUCAGAGCAACGCGCAGCUGGGAAGAGUUCUUGGCCAUCGACUGCGAUGUUGUGGUUCACACGGCUCUCGAUUCUCCGGCGACACCUCCGCUUUCGACGUAUAUAAGACUACUCGAUGCAGGCAAAAAUGUCCUGACGACCCAUCCGUACAGCUACCUUCCAGCACGGGACAAACGUUUCGGAGACGAGAUCAAGGCAGCAUGUCAGCGAGGAAAAGCAACUUUUCAUGCUGGAGGUCUUAACCCCGACUUCAUGACACAGCGCUUCACUACCUUGCUGACGGGGCUUUCAAACGAUGUUAAACGAAUCAAGAUCGAAGAGUAUUUCGAUUGUGCCGAUCAAAAAAAUACAGGCCUGCUGAAAGUCAUUGGUCUGGGAGGAGUUCCAGAUGAGACUAUCGACGAGAACAGCCCUGCAAUAUGGUAUCAGAAGCAUUAUAACUACCAAAUGAUCCAGCAUCUGGGCGAAGAGUUUGGGGUCAAGAUUUCGAGGAUCGGCGGGGACAAGCAAGUAUUCGCCGCGCCGCGAGACAUCACCCGGCCGGUUAUGGAAAUCAAAAAGGGCGAGACCGGCCGCAUUUCAUAUACGUCCACAGGAUAUCUCGAAGACGACGCUCCUUUUAUCAGUAUCACGAUUACAUAUUUCUUCGACACUUUGAUGAGGCCUGAGCAUCUUGAGCCUGAUAACACAUAUAUCGUCACUAUUGAAGGUCGUCCUUCAACUCGAACAGUUCUCAGCAUCCGGCCGUCAUAUCUGACAGAGACAAAGGAGAUGCAGAAUGAGCCUGCGGCACCCGCUUACUUUACGUUUGCUGUUACGAUACUCCAGGCUGUACCUGUUGUUGUCGCGGCGCCGCCCGGGUUUAAAGCACCGGAUAUCCCUGUGGUGCAUUGGAAGAAGGACCAGAGGAAGAGUGUAGGCAGAUGUUACGCAGAGCAUUAG
Messenger RNA from Ilyonectria robusta, 1119 nucleotides. RefSeq lists its product as uncharacterized. The coding region runs from base 1 to 1119 and encodes 372 amino acids. The record is from RefSeq and is a predicted model, not a curated record. The transcript has a single exon. Lineage: Eukaryota; Fungi; Ascomycota; Sordariomycetes; Hypocreales; Nectriaceae.